UUCCUGGUUCAGUCGUGUGUGUGUGUGUGUGUGUGUGUGUGUGUGUGUACUGUGUUUAGUAUGUGUGUGUGUUUUCGGUCUUCCUGGUUCAGUUGUGUGUCUGUGUGUGUCCGCUCUCCUAUCGUCUCUUUAAAGCUGCUAACUCGUCAUGUCGGUGAACUAGCGGCCGUUGGUGAAGCUGCUGGUUAGUGUUAGUUAACUAGCGGAGAGUUAGCACGGUGCUAGCUGUAGCAGCGCUGUCACUAACCAGGUAAGACGACUCGUUCUGUGGAUAAUCGAGCCAGUCAGAUGUCGGCUAACCUGUUAACUCGGUCAGUUUAACCCGGUCUAAGUGUCCCCGUCGCUGUCUUCCCUACCGGCUUCUGUUUGUUUCCUUCUUUAAACUUUACUAACUAGCCGAAUGUUAGCUUAGCUUGUCGCCUGCUAGCAGCCGUGGGUACUUUCCGGGCUCCCUGCGCCGAACUCCGUUAACAUCCUGUUGGAUUUAACAGCUUCUGGCUCCCCGCCCGAUAAACUAACCGACUAAAACUCAAAUUCUGAUUUAUUUAAGUUUAUGUGAGGACAUGUUGUCAUUCGGCUCUCUUUUGUCAAAAAAAUUUGUUUAUUUUCAGUGCUUAAAAACUUCACUAACAUUACAGCCAAGUUCGUCUGAGCUUCUGUUUUUCGUAUUUGUAGCUGAUUAUUCGUUAAAUCUGAGUACUGCUUGGUGAUAAAUGACGCCGAAUUCAUCAGAACAUCUCAAUAUUUUGUUUAAGGUUGUUUAUGCAGCUAUUUUACAAUAUAGAUGACACUAACGAUUCAUGAACCUAAAAUUCUCAGGUUUUACUACGUAGUUUGGUCUACAAUCGUCUCGGUGCAAAACGAAAGUGGUUAAGAUGGUAGAUUAUAACCAACAACGCAACAGGGCGACGAUACUUUAAUAAAUUCAACUUUCUGAAGUUACAGAAAAAAGUUCUGCCUGUAUAAUGUAGUGGAAUAUUUUCAGAUUACAAAGUUUGGGUUGCGACCUGCCGACAGAAGCAAAAUUCCGUUAACAAAUGUCUGAAUUUAAAGAAACUAGUGAAAGAAACUCGUAAACAGCUACUGCUCCCCAAGACUGAACAUUUUUAUUGCUUUAUAAAGACUCACGUGUCCGUUCGGAUAAUAUUUAUCUUUAAAAACACGUGAAGCCGGGUUUCACCAAGAUGUGUUUAUUAUAGGACGAUUUUAAUCAUUUUGAUAACUGAUUAUUUCUUAAAUCCGACUUCUGCUUUGCGAAAUAUGACGCCGAAUAUUGCUAAAUACUUCAUUAAUAUGUAAAAAAUACAUUUUAUAUCUAAUGUAGAUCAUAAUCCGCUGUAAAUUCAGAAAUGUGACAUUUUUAUGCAGAGUUUGGUUUGCGCAACUGAGCGCAUUAGUACACAGACUGUAGGUCAGUGAAGGUAAAAUAACUUCAUUUAGAAAACAAUUGAUUUCAGGAAAACAUGAACCAUUCACUCGCUGUGUGUAGUAUUUAGUAGUACCCCUAGCGUGUACUGUGUGUACUUGCAGGUAUGUUUGCGUCCUGCUGUAACUGGCUGUGUGUGGAGGCUGAGCAGCCUGAUGAGGACCACAGACCUCCUCAGUCUUACACCAACUCGGCCUUCACCAGUCAGCCGUCUCCUCCUCCACCUGAACACACCUGUAAGGCCUGUGGGGGGCCCUUUGACACACCUGCCAAGAAGCACAUUUGUGUGGACUGUAAGAAGAACUACUGCAGCCGUUGCUCCGCCCAGCUGGAGCCCCGCCCCCGUCUCUGCCACACCUGUCAGCGUUUCUACGGCAACCUGCUGGAGCGGGCGGAGCUCAUGAAGCUGAAGGUGAAGGAGCUGCGGGACUACCUGCACCUCCAUGAGGUGUCCACACACCUGUGCCGAGAGAAGGAGGAGCUGGUGGAGCUGGUCCUCGGUCAGCAGUCCUCGCCGUCCAGCGGCUCCGCCCCCGAGACCCCGAUCAUCGACCCCCCCUCUGUGACCUCAGACACACCUGACCUGACACCUGAGCCCCCCACGCCGACCGCCGACCCCCCCGCUGCACAGCCUGAAGCUCCGCCCACGGAGACUGCCGUCCCCGAGCCUGAGGUUCAGGACGAGGACCAGACCUCGGACCCUGAGGAGGUUCCGGUUCUGGGGCGCCGGGCGUCGCUGUCCGAUCUGAGCGGGGUGGACGACAUCGAGCUGCUCAGCGUGCGGCAGCUGAAGGAGAUCUUGGCCAGGAACUUUGUCAACUAUAAGGGCUGCUGUGAGAAGUGGGAGCUGAUGGAGCGGGUCACCCGGCUGUACCAGGACCAGCAGAACCUGCUGGCUGCCAACACUGUGAACGCUGCAGAGUCCGGAGGUCCCGGUCCGGAGGAGAACCUCUGCAGGAUCUGCAUGGACUCUCCCAUCGACUGCGUCCUGCUGGAGUGCGGUCACAUGAUCACCUGCACCAAGUGUGGCAAGAGGAUGAGCGAGUGUCCCAUCUGCCGGCAGUACGUGAUCCGGGCCGUGCACGUGUUCCGGUCCUGAUCCAGGUCCCACUUCCUCCUCAGCAGCGACCCUCCUGAUCUGGUCCUUCACCUCCCAGAACCAGAACCCACCAGCAGCCAGCUGUGCCUUCAGCAGCUCCACAUCGACCAAAGACCAACACCUGCACAGGUGAAGGGGAGGAGCCUGUCAGCUGUUUACAACCUGCAGCCGGGUGGCGCUGCAGAGAGACUAAAAAACUCCACUUCCCAGCAUGCAACACUCUCAAAUCCAAGAACCAGUACAGAGCUGUACUGGAACAGGGGGCUUUAGUCCCAUCGAUCACACUGAUUAUUGAUCACACUGAUUACUGAUCAGAGAUAAAUGGAACUCUUUAAACCUCUUGUUUUUUCACCGCAGUAUGAAACAGAACAACACGUUUAUUUUAGAAUUCAAACACUGAUCCUUGGGUUGAUUUUUACAGAUAAGAUUCUUUUCAGAGUUCAGACCUAAAUUCUUGGUUUUCUAGACGUUGUGACUCCGUAGCUGACAGACCGACAGUCCAAACCCCAGAGGAACAGCAGCAUUUGUACAUCAGGGACUCACAGGAAGGAGCAAAACAGCUGAUUUACUUUUAGAUUUCUAGAUUUUAGUUUCAUGUAUCAGACUCCUCCAGAUGUUCUGCUUGGUCAGAACUGUUAGAGACGAUGGAAGAAGAAACCAGGAUCAUCUAGAAAAGGUUCUGAUCAGAAACCAGAUCCAGUGUUCAGACUGAGACACCUGGAUGGAUUUAAACUGGAGUCAGUGUUUAGCAGAUCAGUUUUAUAUCCAUCCAGGUGAGAACCAGAAUGACUUUAAAAUCAUCCAAAACGACUCAGGAAUUGUCCAUAAUCACAGAAAAGGAGUUCAGAAUGACAUGAAAUUUGUCUGAAUGACUCUAAAAUGAUCCCAAAGACUCAAAAAUGAUCUAAAACCAUGAGAAAGAUCCAAUCUGACAUAGAACUUAUUGAAAAUGAUCAAAAAAUCGUCCAAAAUGAGUCAGAAUUCACCCAAAAUCACUCAAAUUGAUCAAAUCUGACUGAGGAUUUGCAGAACGACACAAAAUUAGUGCAUGAUGCUUUGAGAAUGAUAGAAAAUUAGUCAAAAUUUGCAUAAAAGGACUCAAAAAUGAUGCAAAAUUUCAGGAAAUUUGGCUGAAAUUACAGAAAAAAAAUGUCCCAAAUUGUUUAAUAUUGGUCAAAAAUGGCUCAAAAUAACAAAAGAUGUCCAAAAUUACACUAAAUUGUCCCAAAAUCUUUAAAAUAUGUCAAAAAAACAAAAACUUUCUAAAAUGACUAUUUACUCAAAUUAUUCCAAAAAUGUUCAAAGGGACCUGAAAUUUUGUCCAAAAUUCAUUAAAUCUGGAUUAUCUUCAGACUGGGACACCUGGAUGGGUUUAAACUGAUCCUGGGUCAGUUUCUACCAGAACUCAGAUGUUUCUCCUCCUAAAUGUCCUGGUUCUAUCUGCUGGACUGAUCUGAUAAAGUCCAUUAAAGUGAUAAACCUGGACCCUCCUCUGUGGAACUCUGGAGAUAUUCCCAGUAUGAAGGUAGAACUCUGAUCAUUGAUGGAGAACCAGGUGUUCUGAGGAGGUUCUGGUUGGUGUUCUGGAUCUUCUGGGGUGUUUGGUCUGUCUGUGUCUGAGCAUAAAGCUGAAGCUUCCUCUCAGAUCAUUUGUAUUUCUUUCUUCACGUCUGAACUAACAACAAUGAAAACAACCAGAAUGAAAUGAUUGUUGGACAAUCUGAACAGAAGACCUCAAAUGUCCGGUGGUGCUGAGUCCAAGAACAAGAGAACUUCCUGAGACAGAAUCCUGAGCUGGUUCUGGACCUGCAGUGUACCAGAAGCAGCUGUCUGAGCCGUGAUCCUUCACUUUGUUCUGAUUGCACUAAAGUUCUGCUCUGGUCCAAGACGACGACGGACUGGAGGCCUUUUGAUUUUUCUUGGAGUUUUUCUUCUUGUGAGAUCAUUCAGUUUGAUUUUAGUUGUGAACUUUUGUGUUUGUGGUGUGACGAUGGUUUGGGAUCACAUUAGAGCCGUCGUAGCUUUUAUGAACUCACUCUGCACUUUGAUUCCUCCAGCUGGACCGUUCUAGGGUUCUGUCAGCAGGUUCUCUAAACGUUCUCCAGCUUCUCCUGCUGCCAAAUCCUCACGUUGUGUCUUUAAAGGUGGAAGGAACCGUGUGAAGCCGUUUCUUUCUCCAGAUAGACGAACCGAAUGUUUGGCUGCGAUGUUCUUCAAACUUUACUGGAACCUCUUAAGAUUAAUAUAGUUUUCUGAGUGAAUAAUUUUGUAAUAAAACUGAUUUUCUCUCA
Acanthochromis polyacanthus (spiny chromis) is the source of this 4816-nucleotide messenger RNA. RefSeq names its product ring finger and FYVE-like domain containing E3 ubiquitin protein ligase (gene rffl). Gene Ontology annotation, biological process: protein K48-linked ubiquitination; proteasome-mediated ubiquitin-dependent protein catabolic process; negative regulation of extrinsic apoptotic signaling pathway via death domain receptors. The record is from RefSeq and is a predicted model, not a curated record. Bases 1533 to 2525 code for a protein of 330 amino acids. The transcript is spliced from 7 exons. Lineage: Eukaryota; Metazoa; Chordata; Actinopteri; Pomacentridae. Gene Ontology annotation, molecular function: ubiquitin protein ligase activity. Gene Ontology annotation, cellular component: plasma membrane; cytoplasm.